This is a messenger RNA of Chelonia mydas (Green sea turtle), 811 nucleotides long. RefSeq names its product chymotrypsinogen 2. Gene Ontology annotation, biological process: proteolysis. The transcript has 7 exons. NCBI's taxonomy places the organism in Eukaryota, Metazoa, Chordata, Testudines, Cheloniidae. The record is from RefSeq and is a predicted model, not a curated record. Gene Ontology annotation, molecular function: serine-type endopeptidase activity. The coding region runs from base 20 to 811 and encodes 263 amino acids.
GACCCAUGUAAGAAGCAGAAUGGCUUUCCUCUGGCUCCUGCCCUGCCUCGCCUUCCUGGGCGCUGCCCAUGGUUGCGGCCUCCCUGCCAUCCAGCCUGUCAUCAGCGGCUAUGCACGAAUCGUGAAUGGCGAGACGGCGGUUCCUGGAUCCUGGCCCUGGCAGGUCUCCCUGCAGCACAACACCAGCUUCCAUUUCUGCGGCGGCUCCCUGAUUAGCAAGAACUGGGUGGUCACGGCUGCCCACUGCGGAGUCAGCACCAGUGACCGUGUGGUUCUGGGGGAAUUUGACCAAGGCUCUCCGGCCGAGGAUGUACAAGUCCUGCAGAUCGCCCAGGUUUUCAAGAACCCCAGUUUCAGCAUGUUAACUGUGAAGAAUGACAUCACCCUGCUGAAGCUGGCCUCCCCAGCCAAGCUGACAGCCCGCGUGUCCCCCGUGUGCCUGCCCAAAGCCACCGAUGACUUCCCCGGAGGCCUGACCUGUGUGACCACGGGCUGGGGCCUGACUGAUCCCAAGGCUCAGAACACCCCAGACAAGCUGCAGCAGGUGGCCCUGCCCCUGCUGACCAACACGCAGUGCAAGACCUACUGGGGCUUCAGGAUCGCGGACGUCAUGAUCUGCGCGGGCGCUGCUGGAGCCUCCUCCUGCAUGGGCGACUCCGGCGGCCCCCUGGUGUGCCAGCAGGACGGCGCCUGGACCCUGGUGGGGAUCGUCUCCUGGGGAAGCAGCACCUGCUCCCCCUCCAAGCCCGGCGUUUACGCCCGCGUCACCAAGCUCAGGGCCUGGAUCGACCAGAUCAUCGCCGCCAAUUAA